CUUUGAAGUCUUCUUUUCCUUUUUGAUAUUGCAACAUGUUCAAUUCUUAGCUGAAAAGCUGCCUUUUCUUUCUUGUUGCUUCUUUUCUCUUUUCACGGAUUUGGCUCAUGAACACCCAGAGUUGAAUAUCUAGGGUUUGCAUAAGUUGGUUAUUCUUUCUAUCAUGUUGCUUCUUUUUUUUUUGUGUGUCCUUUUCUGUGAGCAAAAUCCACUGUUUGUGUGUGGUGUAUAAUCAGUGGAUUCAGAUGGGUAAAAUUGUCGAUCUCGUUUGUUUGGAUGUUCUGUGAGCAAAACCCACUGUUUUUCUUUCCACAUUUUUUAUUUUGAUUUUUGUUGAUAUUAAGACCUUAUUCUCACAUAUGGAUUGGCGCGCAUUUUUGUUUUCAUUUUUAUUUAUUUCUUUCUAAUCUUAAAUCCGCAUGGUUACGCUCCCUUUGUUUAUCUUCUCAUUUUCUCGGAUCUGGGUUGAUCUCAUAUGCAAACUUUGCUUUACCAUCCUUAGCAGGAGCUUCAUUUUGCAUUUCGUAAGUAGAGUUAUUGUGUGCUCUUACCCAGGUACUUGUGAGAAUGGGUGGGCUGCCAAUUCAGAGCUCUUCUGGCGUAGCAUCAUCCGGGUUGCAAACAGGCAAGGGAGCCACCACAACAGCAUCUGAUCCAAUUCCAUCAAAGCCAAAAAAGAAGAUUUGCUGUGCUUGCCCCGACACCAAGAGACUGAGAGAUGAGUGCAUUGUUGAGCAUGGGGAAGCUGCAUGUUCGAAAUGGAUUGAGGCUCACCGUAAAUGCCUACGUGCUGAAGGCUUUAAUGUUUGAGCAUUGUGAAGAUAACAAACUUGGCAGUUUUUUUUUUGUGGGGGUGGGGGGAUGAUACAGCUUUGUGGAAUUUCAACCAUUUUUUUUUUUUUGGGGGGGGGGGGGGGGGGGUGGGGGAUAAUGCUUAGUGUAGAUGUUAUCAACCCCAUCGAAAUAUAGGAAUAAGCUCAAGGAAGGAGAGCUCUUCUUCGCAUCGACUAUCAUUUGGAAAUUAUAUGUUUUUGGUUACUUCCUUCUGAAAUGGCGAGGUGGUUGCACCAGAAUUAGUAAAUAACUCUUGUGAGUUCAUAACUGCAUUGUUAUUGUUUCGUUUGUCAGUGGGUGCCACUUAUUUAAUCUGUUUGAUUGUUUGUUUAGUUCUCUUAA
Messenger RNA from Diospyros lotus (date-plum), 1176 nucleotides. Its product is annotated as cytochrome c oxidase copper chaperone 1-like. The coding region runs from base 568 to 810 and encodes 80 amino acids. Gene Ontology annotation, molecular function: copper ion binding; copper chaperone activity. The record is from RefSeq and is a predicted model, not a curated record. The transcript is spliced from 2 exons. Gene Ontology annotation, cellular component: mitochondrial intermembrane space. NCBI's taxonomy places the organism in Eukaryota, Viridiplantae, Streptophyta, Magnoliopsida, Ericales, Ebenaceae.